Molecule: messenger RNA, 4742 nt
Organism: Somion occarium
Lineage: Eukaryota; Fungi; Basidiomycota; Agaricomycetes; Polyporales; Cerrenaceae
Source: the annotation of a GenBank genome assembly
AGAUUGGGGUAUGUUUUGUUGUCUGAGUCAUCAUGGCUACGCGGUGGUUGCUUCUGCAACUGUGGUCGGUAUCCCAGCUCAUAAUUUUCGUACCUUGUUCGCUGUGAAGUUGCUUGUGGACGCCAUCCUCAUCGCCAAACGAUCCCAUCGAACUGUCGAUCUGAACGGAACGUCUGUCGUUCGGCUACACAGCCUCGAGGCGGUCUUCUCAAUCGCCCACACAAGCUUCGGCAGCAAUAUUCCAACUCGUGGCUUGCACGCCCCACCAAACUUGCCCAGCGUUCUCUAAUUUUCCUACAUUUCAACCGAGUCCUUUGCUACCCCCCUUCAUACACCCGUUUACGCAUUUACUUGCGCCAUCUAUCCCGCCGUCGCUAGUCCGACCUGCCACCCUAUUCGGAUGCUCAGUGUUCUUCGCACCGCCGCACCAGCGCAGCAACCGCUCACAGAACCCUCACCGAAAGCCAAGUUCAAAACUGUACUUGGUCUCGGUGCAAACACGAAGGAAAACGAUACUGCUGCGGUUCAACGUCCUUCGGCUCUAGGUAGAACGCACCCUUCGCUGUCUCGACGCAGUGUCGACACCAUCACAGACUGGCAGGUGAAACAGAAGAAAAGCAAGGCCGAUCGCCCUAGUACACCAGACAUUGCUUUCUUUGAACAAGACGUUGUCACCGUCAGCAAGCCGAACGACGUUCCGGACAACGAGAUGAAGAAUGGUGUCGCUCCCCGAGCAGUUCCUCAGCGUAGACCGUUUAGAGUUGAUGGUCAAGACGGCCAUUGGACUAUCUCGGUUGCGGAAACGCCACAUGAUGCUAGCUCUUACAGUCUCUACGUUAAGAACGUUCUUCGUCUGGAUUGACCUCGCCAUGAACACCAUGAACUCAUGUCAUCCAUUCGAUUUUCUAGCCCCUACACACAAUUUGACUCUCACUCGCACGGCCUUGGAGAUCAUAGAAAUGAAUGGCAAGCUGCGGGACUCUCAUCCAAGCGUCAAGCUCCCUGCCCUUCCCAUCGACGCCUCGAGUGUUCCAACGCCGCCUCCAAAACGCAAAUCCGCGUUUCUCAACACUCUUUCUCGUUUGGCCUCGCCGUCGAGCAAAGCCGCUUCUCGUCAGGCUUCGUCAAGCAAACCUUCGCCGGCAUCGAGCAGCCAGGGGCCAGCGAAUGGUACUGCAUCGUCUGGCACUACUCCCAUCGCAUCGCCAGCUCAAGAGAUCAAUGAUCCUUUUACUUCCUUUCCGGACGGACGACCAAUUGGAAGCUCCGCAGAGCCCGGACUUCCCCCCAGUAACUCGACAAUAACCCGCCUUGCUGCGUAUCUCACUCACAUAGCAAACGACGCUACUUUGCGCCAGAGCCGAACAUGGAAGCGGUUCGUCAGAGUACGUACAGACGACCUGCAAAGUGUUCGAGCGGAGAGGGCCAUUAAGCGUGUUCGUUCCGAUCUCGCUGCUCAUUCGUCAAGUAGUUCACCAGAUGUGCCUCGUUCCAUGGCACAGGUCAUGAAUGAGGACGCGGAGCGGGCAACAGCGGUGAACUCUGAGACAGCACAAGACCAAGAAUUACCAUCUGAGUCUACUGUGGCAUCUUCCGCAAAUUCUAUCAACGGUGAGCGCGCCAGCGUUCUACAGGAUUCACAGGAUGUCAAGGAAGAGGAAGAUUUGGCAACGGAACGCGUCGAAGUCAAUAACGAAGUGGUUCAAAGCCAAGCUCAACCCGCUGAGUCCAAACCUUCGUCCCCGAUCGUACGCAAUGGCCAAGUGGCCAACACUUUGACCAAUGGUGUGGCCGAUCUUGAAGAGGACACAAAUGAACCGUCUACACCUGUUGCAGACGACGCUUCUGUAUUGCACGCAAACCGUAUACCCCGAUCCCAGUCUGCGGAUCCUAUGUCCCGCGGUUCUCGUAUCAUCUACUCCCCAUCUUCGGGGAUGUCUUCACCGCUUCGCGACGGUACCUCAUCCCAGACGUCAGCGACGGGCGAUGACUCAUCGAUCUCUACCACCGGUCGUCGCUCAACCAGGAAGAAACGUAGCAAGUCCACUGAUCCGAAGAAAUCUAAACGGAAAGUUGUGAUCGACGACUUCGAAAUGAUGCGGGUGCUCGGCAAAGGAUGUGCAGGAAAGGUUCUACUCGUCAGGCACAAACCGACACAGGAUGUUUUCGCGUUGAAAGCGAUUACCAAACGGCAUGUGCUCGCGCACCAAGAACUGCAGCACACGUUGACUGAACAAGCUGUCCUGAAGAGAAUGGCGGCAGAGGGUACUGAUCCAUUUGUGGUGAAGUUGUGGUGGAGUUUCCAUGACAAAGAGAACCUCUUCCUGGUAAUGGACUUCCAUCCCGGUGGUGACCUUGCUACUCAACUAGCUCGUUGGGGUCGACUCGGUCGAGAUCGCGCUCGUUUCUAUGCGGCUGAAAUUGUUGAAGGCGUUGAGGGACUUCAUGCCGCCGGCGUCAUCUAUCGAGAUCUCAAACCAGAGAAUAUCUUGAUUGGCGCAGAUGGCCACAUCGUCCUCACUGAUUUCGGUCUAUCAAAAGAGUUCCCGCGAAGAACUGCUGCUUUCACUGCUCCGCCGACACCAUCUGGUUCAGGUCAUCGAAGUGAUUACCUGGAUGGUUCACCAGUUGCAGCUUCUGCUCCCUGGAUGAGGGAGGGUUGGACAGGUGCAAAUGAUAUGACCAGUACCUUCUGCGGCACUGCCGAGUACCUAGCGCCAGAGGUCAUCCAAGGUCUGCCUUACAGCUACGAAGUUGACUGGUGGAGUUUCGGCACCAUGCUCUAUGAGAUGCUCACCGGAAUUACACCAUUCUGGGCGAACAACCAUUCCGACAUGUACUACCGUGUACUACAGGAUGAGUUGCAGUUCCCAGAGGACAGGACCAUGGACCAGGAUACUAAGAGUCUCAUUCGAGGACUUCUGCAACGUAACCCUGCGCUCAGAAUGAAAGAACCGCGGAUCAAGAAACACCCUUACUUCUCUAUGAUAGACUGGUCUCAUGUAUACUAUAAACGCUACAUACCCCCAUAUAUCCCACCAAUCGAUCCAUCUAACGCAAGCGAUACCCAGAAUUUCGACGAUACCUUCCUUGAUAUGGAACCCGUAAUCAAGGAUGAACACGAAAAUGAUCAAACUGAUACAGAUGGAGAUCGUCAAACGGAUGCGGAACGUACCGAUGGAGAGGACUCAGUGGCUACCCCGUCACAGUCUCGCAGUCCAUCUGUCCACCCUAUUCAGGAUGACAGUGUCGAUGUCUUUGAUGGGUACUCAUUCAAGGGCCGACAUUCAAUUAUUUUGGAUGGUGACGAUGAGGAUGGCGAAGCGGACGAUUCUGAACGUGAGGAGGACGAGGAAGCAUCACUAGCUGCUCCCAGUCUAGACAAUCUAUUGCCACAAGAGCCAGUCACGGAAGACGAAAUUCCCCCCGUCUCUGAUAUCACCACGGUUGAGGAGGUCCCUGAACCGAAGACACCUGAGGCCCGACCGACUGUCCUUCCUGAUACAGACGAAUUGAGUGUCCCAGAAGUCACAACCCCUGUUGACCACAGGCCUCAAGUCGUCGAACCCCAAGCUGUUGAGGAAGUCACAACCACCACUGCUGAGCCAUCCUCACCUGUGGUUGAGGCUACACCCGCCACCGAGGCACCUGCGGAAAUACAGAUCGCUCCCGCUGAGCCCAAGCCGCAUGUUGAGUCGGUUAAAGUUGCUAUUCCUCGUCCUCCACCUCGACACCCACGCAGCCGAAGAGAGAAAUCUGGCAUUCCUGCGUUGGACCGCAACCUCUCGGAUGCCAUUGAUGAAGAUGGCGUCAUCACCGAGCGAGAGGAAGAGGAUGAUUGGGACUUUGUGGAAGCUGGUGUCGACGAGGAGCGAAAUGGUGCGAAGGGAACAAGUUUGUUUGCCCGAGGGGUUGUGGAUCGAUAUCGUCUUGCUGUGUUCCGCAAGAGCACGCCUCGACGAUCGGGAGGACGCAACGUUUCUGGGAUAUCAGGUUUAUCUCUAGAUUCAGAAUACACGGAGCCGUCAGAUUCUCCGACGCCUUCAGACAAACGUAGAGGGAGGACGCCAGGACUCACGUUCCGCAGACACCCGAAACAAUUCCUGCGACCAAAGUCUCCGCCUCCGUCGUCACGUUCAAAAUCGCUUAUGCACUCGACGUCGGCGACGUUGACGACCUCCACGUCCUCGAGCGCAGGUGUCCUUACGCCGUCACAAUCUGGUACGACGUCCGACAUGUCGCCAUCACUCAAGUCGAAGGAGUCGGCGAUCUCUAUGGGUACUCCCAGUGAAUCGUCAGAUGCCUCAGUGAACGGAGACCUUAGAAACGGUGGAGAUACGAUCAAGGCGACGCCUGUGAUACCAGAAGAAGAGAAGCAGAAGAGUAAAGGAUUGAAGAAGUACAAGGAGGGCGCUGAGAAGGUUCUUUCAAUCUUCCAGUCACCCCGCUGAUACCACCCCCACCGGAUGGGAUAUUCACUUAUUUUGUUGUCUCGUUGAAUGCAUCGCACAAUCUCAUCAUUUACAGUGACCAUUGACUUCUGGUUUUCGCUCUCAUUCGUUAAUUCACUCAUGCAAUAUAUGGCUAGAACAGGACUUAUCGAUCGUUAUUCUAUCGACUCACUCUCCUUGCUCGGAUUAUUUGCUUUCUUGGUAUCCAGUGUUUUUCUAACAGUUAAUCGUCAUCUACAAAUAGCAACAAGUCGUCAUUCUAUAGAUUGCUCUUUAAUGGGUUGGUACUCG